This is a messenger RNA of Cricetulus griseus (Chinese hamster), 608 nucleotides long. NCBI's taxonomy places the organism in Eukaryota, Metazoa, Chordata, Mammalia, Rodentia, Cricetidae. The record is from RefSeq and is a predicted model, not a curated record.
CGGGGGCGGAGCCGAGUCAGGUUCUUCUAGGGUCCCGGCACAGAAGCCUCCCCGCUGUUUCCGUCCUUAUCUCCUGUCCGUGCCCCCAGGUCCACCGCAGCCAAGAUGAUGUGUGGAGCGCCGUCCGCCACGCAGCCGGCCACGGCCGAGACGCAGGAGAUCUCCGACACGGUGAAAUCCCAGCUUGAAGAGAAAGAGAAUCAGAAGUUCACCGUCUUUAAAGCCGUAUCCUUCAGGCAACAGGUGGUGGCUGGCAUCAACUUCUUUAUCAAGGUUGAUGUUGGUGACGAAAAAUUUGUGCACUUGAGGGUGUUCAAGCCCCUUCCCCAUGAAAACAAGCCCUUGACCCUGUCUUCCUACCAGAUCAACAAAAAUCGACAUGACGAUCUGACCUUCUUCUGAUUCUGCAGCCCCUUUGCCAAAAACUUCAUCUCUUUAUUGUCCUUGGGACCAGGAAGUGAAUACCCCUCUGUGAUGGAGGGGACAGAAUCAGGCACCUUCAUUUGUGAUUCCCAAACUGCAUUGUGUUUGCUUUCUUCCAAAUAAUUAUUUUCAGAAAGCUACAUCUGAUCUCUCUCUAAAUAUAUAUAUUUUAAAGUCUAUACAAA